Molecule: messenger RNA, 726 nt
Organism: Parascedosporium putredinis
Lineage: Eukaryota; Fungi; Ascomycota; Sordariomycetes; Microascales; Microascaceae
Source: the annotation of a GenBank genome assembly
AUGGCAGAUUAUAAACUUUUGGAUAUCGAGCGGCGCGGUGACGUCUUCCUCGUCACGCUAAGCAACGGCGACGACAACCGGCUCAACGUGGCGCUGUGCCAGGAGAUUAUCCACUUCUUGAGCUAUGCUCGCAAUGAGUUCGGCCAAGGGCCCGGUGCCCUUAUCGUGCGUGGCAACAAUGCCAAGUUCUUCACCAAUGGCGUGGAUUUGGAAGAGGUCGCAAAGAACCCCUACGCUGGUCCGGAUGGGUUCUACCCGCUCCUCCACGCCAUCCUCGACUUCCCCUUCCCCACCAUCGCCAUGGUCACCGGCCACACCUUUGGAGGCGGAUGCCCCUUCUCCCUCGCCUUCGACUACCGGAUCAUGAACGUCGAGCGUGGCUUCUUCUGCAUGCCUGCCGUGGACUUGGGGAUGCACUUCCCCGGCAUCGGCUCGCUCCUCAAGUCGAAGCUGCCGCCCCAGACCGCGCGCAGGGUGCUCCUCGAGGGCCACCGAUUCACGGGUAAGGAGGCGCUGGAGGCGGGGAUCGUCGAUGCUGCCGUCGCGCCGGAGAAGAUGCUCCCGCUCGCGCUCGAGUGGGCUGAGAAGUGGAAGGGGAAAGCGGCCGCGGGGGUGUACGGGUUGUUGAGGGAGGAAUUGCAGCUGGAGCCGAUGGCGAGGUUACGGAACACUAGCAUCAAGAUUUCAAUCACAUUUUUCGUGAUCGUUAUAGCCGCGGGCCUGUGA